AUGGCUCAUCCGCCUUUCCACAGAAACGGUGGCCAUCACCCGAACCGACGAUACCAGUCGGCGGGCGGCUACGAUCGCUAUGGGCGUGGUUCACUCAAUCGUCAACGCGACCUCCAAAACCCUGUCGGCGGAAGUCAGAUCACUUUACCCUAUCACCCUGGUCCCCCGCCCCAGCCCCAGGGGCGACUCUUUUACCCGGUUGGCGACUUUUGGGGCUUCGAGUAUCCUUAUGGCGUCCGAUCCUCUUAUUCCAUGGUCACUAGCCACGAUGGCUUGCCUCCGAAGCUGUACACGGAGAAUCACCUUCCCGAGUCUUUCUACACUGCCAACAAGCCCGGCAGGGCGAUCUUCAGCACCAACGAUGGCAAUAUCCAACCUCGCUACAUAGCACCUUCCGACUUCUACUCCGAUCGCAAACUACCACUGUGGAGUGCUGAGGAGAUUCAGAAGAAUGCCAAUUCAAUUCGCAAGAAGUUCUGGGAGCACAUGAAGAACAUGGCUGAGCCAGUAUACUGGGAAGACAUGUGCGACUACUUUGAUUGCUUCGACAUUUACCAUCAUGGCGCUCUCAACAUCUUCAAUCUCCUUUAUCAUCUGUGGCAUGAGAAUCAAGACUUGAAGAAGGAGGCUUACCGCGUGAUCGCCCUGGAAAUCGGUAUUUGGUGCGAUCGCUGGCUCGACAGAGGUAACAACAAGCAGAGGCUCCUGGACUUCCAAAACUGGGGCAACAUCAACAUCCUCUUCAGUGCAGACGACCAAGUCGGAAAUCUGGACGCCUCACAGACCGAGAUCAUGAAGAACGCCUUGCACCAUCGACAUGAUCAGCUUCGCCACAACUUUGUACCCUCUCCCACAAAUUACCCUUGCAAUCAGUUGGGUGUCCAUGGAGCCAGGAUUCAAGACUGGUUAUACGACCAGCCCAUCGCCGACAGCCACAACGGCCUUCACACCCCUUUGACUAGGUCAUACCCUACACCCAUCGGCCAGAGCAGCCUCGACAGUAUCCCAGAGCACUCGCAACCUCCCCGAGGAUACCAAACGCCCGUGGUCGCCAUCGGAACAAGCUCGAACCAUGGGGUCUCUCAGCCCCCCUCUCAGCCCCAAUCUCGGCUCCAACCUACUCCGGCAUCUACGCAGGAGGAAGCGCCCACGGGCUGGGAAAGAGUUCCAGGUAGGGAUGAGAAAAUUCAUGGUCCAGUCCACCGUCGAUCUCCCACCAGACGGGACUCUCGCAAGGACAGCACUAGGAUUGCGUCUCCUGACCAACUCUCCGAAAGCAAGUCGAUGGAGCCUUCACCGGAAGCAGAGACACAGUCCAAGCCGCCAUCUGAGGAAGUGCUUCCGGACGAAGCUUCGGGCGACGUUGAGACUACUCAGAGCACGAGGUCGCGUGGCAAAACCAUCACGGUCAACCUGCCGACCACGCCGAAGAAAAAGGACCCUCAGGGUUCUGAACCAUCCACUCCCCAGGCAAAGGCUACGUCUUCCUCUGCGGUGCAGUCAGCGAAGAAAACUUCUUCUCCCGCAAGCAACUCUUCCGAAGCCAAGACAGCACCGCCUUCAAGCACGCCGAAGCAACUUGAGAAAAUAUCUCCCUCCCCAACCACAACGAAGAGCUCCUCGAAAACUUCUACUCCGUACAGUCAAGUUUACAACGACGACAACGCCAACAACGUCGAGUUAGUUGAGUACCCCGAGCGCUCUCACCCUACUGCGAUGAAGACGCAGGAGGACAUGCAGAAGGAGAUCGCUGGUCGUAAGUUGGAUUCCAUCUUCGACACAAUGGCUUCAAGUAACCAGAAAGCCUCCUCAACAGCUGAGCAGCCUCUGACUGCUGUCGAGGACACUGACCCAAAGCCCAAGCCUAAGAGCAAGAGCAAGAAGAAGAAGAACAAGAAGAAGAAAGCUGCUGUUGUGCCUACUACGCCGCCUCCCACCACCUUCACGAUCAAUGAGGAUGAGGAUGUCAUCACUCUUACGCAGAACUACAGAAAGGAGGACACACCUAGUACUCUAACAGAGUACCUUGCCCGGGGCCUGCGAUCUAUCGAAAACUACCAUCCUUCUCAGGUCACCCCCGUUCCUACUGUCGAAGAUCAUCAUCCGAAGCUAGAUGCUCCGCCUACUGACCCGCCUGCCACCACCUCGCCUCCCACCACCUUCACGAUCGAUGAAGAUGAGGAUGUCAUCACUCUCACGCAGAACUACAAAAAAGAGGAUGCACCUAAGACUCUGACGGAGUACCUUGGUCGGGGCCUGCGAUCUAUCGACGACUGCGAGCCUGCCGUGCAAGCUGGACACGUCCCCACUGUCGAAGAUCAUCAUCCGAAGCAAGAUACUCCGCCUACUGACCGGCCUGCUACCCCGCCUGCCACCACCCUCAUGAUUAAUGAAGACGAGGAUAUCAUCACGCUCACGCAGAACUACAAGAAGGAGGACGCCCCUAAGACUCUGACGGAGUACCUUGCCCGGGGCCUGCGAUCUAUUGAAAACUAUGAGCCUGCUGAGGUCAAACGCGUUUCCACUAUCGACCACCAUCCGAAGCAAGAUACAACCCAGACCUCGAUGGAAAACCUUGCGGAGGAUUUGGCUUCGAUCAAAAUCACGCAGCCUGCUCAAAAUGACGAGCCAGAUGCUUCAGACACACAGACAGAGCCAACCGGGGACUCUGCCAAGCCCGUCCGCAAAGGCUUCCGCGCUGGCGCUGGCGGCUCCCUUCGCUUGUCGAAGACUCGGAGCAAAAACGUCAAGAACUUGAGCUUUGUUGGCCAGAUGGAAGCCGCCCAUGGCUCGAACCAGCCUCUCGACCCGGCGCCACUGACUAACGCAAGCUGUAGCACCGCCAAUGAUGGCAACUCGAGCAAUGCGUCUCAAGGCAAUGUCUUGACACCUGCGACGCCUCUAUCCGCAAGGGAGACCAUGCUCAAAGAAAAGACUGCCAUGGGGACAUCGCUCAAGGAAUCCCCAUCCAAGGAGACUCUGUCCAAGGAGAACUCGUCCAAGGGGACUUCGCCCAAGGAGACUUCGGCUUAG
This is a messenger RNA of Colletotrichum siamense, 3033 nucleotides long. RefSeq lists its product as uncharacterized. Lineage: Eukaryota; Fungi; Ascomycota; Sordariomycetes; Glomerellales; Glomerellaceae. Bases 1 to 3033 code for a protein of 1010 amino acids. The record is from RefSeq and is a predicted model, not a curated record. The transcript is spliced from 2 exons.